CAAAACAAAAGAGAAGAAGCAACAAGCUUAACUAAACCCAGAUUCCUCAAGAAAUUUUAAAAAAGAAAAAAGAUAUGGAAAGUGAAUAACAGCCUUGACAUCCUCAACCCAACAACACAUGUGUUACAGAGGGAUCCCAGUUGGACUUGGCAUCUCCACUUAAUUUCUCUUCCAAACAAAAAUCACCAUGGAAAGGUUUCCACCUCCUCCCACUUUCCUUUUCCGGGAAAAAAAAGGCCCACUCACUCAACUUUCCUAACAUAUUAUAAUUAUCAGAAAACUAACUACAACAGUAAAGCCAUAUUCUUUUCUUUUUGUUUCUCCUAGUCCUCUCUCUUUCCUUCCUAAUUCCUUCACCAACUCUCUCCCUCUGUUUCUCUCAACUCUAUCUCUCUCUGUCCUUCUAUUGUCUACCAUGGCAACUCUUCAGGACAUAGGAGUCUCAGCUCUCAUUAACAUUCUUGGUGCUUUUGCAUUCUUGCUAGCUUUUGCUCUCCUCAGAAUCCAACCCAUCAAUGACAGAGUUUACUUUCCAAAGUGGUACAUUAGUGGAGGAAGGAGCAGCCCAAGAAGGGCUGGUAACUUUGUGGGCAAAUUUGUCAACCUCAAUGUCAAGACUUACUUUACUUUCUUAAGUUGGAUGCCUCAAGCCUUGAAGAUGACCGAAGCAGAGAUUAUCAAUCAUGCUGGUCUUGACUCUGCUGUUUUUUUGAGGAUUUACACUCUCGGCUUGAAGAUUUUUGUGCCAAUUACAAUUCUUGCGCUCUUAAUUCUCAUUCCAGUGAAUGUAUCUAGCGGAACACUAUUCUUCUUAAGGAAAGAAUUGGUUAUGAGUGACAUUGACAAGCUUUCGAUAUCAAAUGUUCGUCCUCAAUCCAUAAGGUUUUUUAUCCACAUAGCAUUGGAAUAUGCAUUCACUGUAUGGAUUUGCUUCAUGCUCUACAAAGAAUACGAUCAUAUAGCAUCGAUGAGAUUGCGCUUCUUGGCUUCAAAAAGAAGACAUGCUGAACAGUUCACUGUAGUGGUCAGGAAUGUUCCACAUGUUUCUGGCCGGUCAGUAUUAGACACAGUGGAACAAUUUUUUCAAACAAACCAUCCAGAUACUUAUCUUUGUCAGCAGGCCGUCUAUAAUGCAAACAAAUUUGCAAAGCUUGUGAGAAAAAGAGAUAGACUUCAAAAUUGGCUCGAUUACAACCAGCUUAAAUUUGAAAGACAUCCAGACAAGAGGCCCACUCGAAAGAAAGGUUUUCUAGGACUUUGGGGUGAAAGAGUUGAUUCUAUUGAACACUACAAACAACAAAUGAAGCACUUGGAGAAAAACAUGGCAUCGGAACGCCAAACAAUUCUCAAAGACUCGAAAUCUAUAUUGCCAGUAUCUUUUGUUUCUUUUAAUUCGCGUUGGGGGGCUGCUGUUUGUGCACAAACACAACAGAGCAAGAAUCCGACUUUAUGGUUGACAAAUUGGGCCCCAGAACCUCGUGAUAUUUAUUGGCGUAAUCUGGCUAUACCGUUCAUGUCAUUGACAGUCCGAAAGCUUAUAAUAUCUGUGACAGUUUUUGCCUUGGUGUUUUUCUACAUGAUACCCAUAGCUUUUGUGCAAUCCCUUGCAAACUUAGAGGGUCUCGAGAAAGUAGCUCCUUUCCUCAGGCCAGUCAUAGAAUUGAAAUUCAUCAAGUCAUUCCUACAAGGUUUCCUUCCUGGUCUAGCACUUAAAAUCUUUUUGUACAUUCUACCAACAGUUUUGAUGAUAAUGUCGAAAAUCGAGGGAUAUAUUGCACAUUCAACUCUGGAGCGAAGAGCAGCAGCAAAGUAUUAUUACUUUAUGUUAGUGAACGUAUUCUUGGGAAGCAUAAUUGCUGGAACGGCUUUUGAGCAGCUGGAUGCUUUUCUUCACCAAUCACCAACCCAGAUUCCUAGGACUAUUGGGGUUUCCAUACCAAUGAAGGCUACCUUUUUCAUUACAUAUAUUAUGGUUGAUGGAUGGGCUGGUAUUGCUGGAGAGAUUCUCAGAUUGAAGCCAUUGAUCAUAUUUCAUCUUAAGAAUAUGUUUUUGGUAAAGACUGAAAGAGACAUAGAAAGGGCCAUGGACCCUGGUAGUGUAGAUUUCCCAGAGACUCUCCCAAGCCUCCAACUAUACUUUCUUUUGGGAAUCGUGUAUGCAGUGGUUACUCCAAUACUGCUUCCUUUUGUUCUAGUAUUCUUUGCUUUUGCAUACUUGGUUUACCGUCAUCAGAUAGUUAAUGUCUACCAUCAACAAUACGAGAGUGCUGCUGCAUUUUGGCCCCAUGUUCACAGCCGUAUAAUUGCAAGCUUAUUGAUAUCUCAACUCUUACUUUUGGGCUUGCUCAGCACAAAAAAGGCUGCUAAUUCCACUCCUUUGUUAGUUAUCUUGCCCAUAUUGACAUUAUCCUUCCACAAGUAUUGCAAGAUUCGCUUUGAGCCUGCAUUUAGGAAGUACCCUCUUGAGGAAGCCAUGGCGAAAGAUAUAACAGACCGUACUGCAGAAUCUGAUUUGAACUUGAAAGCAUAUUUGGCUGAUGCAUAUUUGCACCCAAUUUUCCGUUCAUUUGAAGAACCAUUGGUCGAGGUCAAGGUAGAAAAAAACAAACCACAAACUGCUAGUGAUCGAAUCAGUGAACUCAGCUCCCCUUCUUCCCCACCACAUCAAGUCAAUCAUCCUUCUUCCCCGCCACAUUAUGUCUAUCAUCCUUCUUCUCCACCUCAGCAUGUCUAUGACCCUUCCUCUCCAUCCCAUUAUGCGUAUCAUUACGAAAAUGAUAUCUUUCAUGCCCCCACCCCACCCCAUUAUGCCUAUCAUUACGAAAAUGAGCCUUGAUAUUAUGGAGCUACUAAUCUACAAGAUCGAUUGCUAACCAUUUUUUGUUUUUGUUUUUAAAUUCGCAAUUUCGGCUGCUCAUUUAGAUUGUGUAGCUUUUUUUCCUGAUUGUAAUUAUUGGUUUGUCGAUGUAUUUGACUUUGAGAAAUUUCAUAGGCAUCCUAAACUUCGUUUCUUACUUUUUUA
Molecule: messenger RNA, 3022 nt
Organism: Populus nigra (black poplar)
Lineage: Eukaryota; Viridiplantae; Streptophyta; Magnoliopsida; Malpighiales; Salicaceae
Product: CSC1-like protein At1g32090
Exons: 11
Coding region: 416-2836 (806 amino acids)
Cellular component (GO): plasma membrane
Molecular function (GO): calcium-activated cation channel activity
Source: RefSeq, a predicted model, not a curated record